Molecule: messenger RNA, 408 nt
Organism: Rhizopus microsporus ATCC 52813
Lineage: Eukaryota; Fungi; Mucoromycota; Mucoromycetes; Mucorales; Rhizopodaceae
Exons: 1
Coding region: 1-408 (135 amino acids)
Source: RefSeq, a predicted model, not a curated record
AUGAAUUCCAACGCCGUCGAAAACAACAUUGUGAACUUGGUUCAAGAUAUGAAUGUCGAAUUCUCUGAAAGGUUUGGUGUAGAUUGUGAGUAUGUCAGCAUUGCUGAAGCUCGCAGCGUUGCCGCGAAUUUCGGUAAAAAAGGGAACGUUGUUUUUGUUACUGUUCGCUCCAAUGCAAAAAAAUCCUACCUUGCUUUGGCUUGCAAGCACUUUGGUAAGUAUAAACCAGGAAAAAAGGUAGCAACUGAAGAUGAGCAACCAAAAGAUGCCGUUCCUUGGGAUUUUGAAGAAGACAGCUUAAAUAAAAAGAUGAUUAUCAGGGAUAUCCAAAGGAACGAGUGCCAAUGCUUUAUCAAGCUUGUUGCUUCCCCUUCUGGAAGACUGAAGUUCCCCGGAUCAUGCAAGUGA